AUGCAUGUGCUCUGUACAGCAUCUGUUUGCAGUAGAAAGAGCUGCGUGCUGAGGAGGCCUCUAUCUCCUUCUGAUCAUCACGCGAUACGCCUAGAGGAUUUUCUCACAGUGCAGGCGUUCUGCAGCUUGGGAGACGUGGCUCUCCAGUUGGCGGGUCAAAGCUUGCGUCAAGGCGAGUUUGAGGCAGCUGUCACCGCAGCCGUUGCCAAGGCUGAGGAAACCGUCGCACACCUAAGGCUGCUCUUUCGGACGCGAAUAACGUUUUCGCGGGCUGCACGACUGUCUACCCCGCUUCGAGGAAAUCUCGCUGCUGCGCUGGAAGACUGGCACGCUGUUCGAAGCGCCCGUGGCGAGGCUCGUGCUGAUCGGCUACAGCGCCACGAGAUGGCGGCGGUCUGGAGGCACACCAGUGCGGCGUGGACAACCAUUUGGCAGCAAAAGGGCUUCGUGCCGGAUCGGUUGAAGAGGCAGCUUGCUCGGAAAGAGGCAGCCUGCGAGCCCCUUUCAAAGCGUUUGGCCACAGGGCAAGAUCCCGGCCGCCAAAGGCCUGCCGUUGAGGAGGCACAACAGCAGAUCGAUAAGUUGCUGGCUUGGCAAGCAAGGCAAAGAGCUGGUGACAACUUCCCAGCUCGGCCCAAGGCCAGGGGCAACUUUGCGAAACGAUGGCAGUGCCGGCCCGGCUGUCUGUCGCGUCCAAGCGCUCGAAGCAUCAGCCCGCAUCCAGGUGUUCCACACUUAGAGCGCACGUGA
Symbiodinium sp. CCMP2592 is the source of this 750-nucleotide messenger RNA. Lineage: Eukaryota; Dinophyceae; Suessiales; Symbiodiniaceae. The record is from the annotation of a GenBank genome assembly.